AUGGAUCAGCUAACUGGACCCGAGGUACAGGUUGCACUCAACUUGAAAGAAGGAAGAGGCUUUGACAAAAUUAAUAAUCCAACAUGUAUAGUAGCUACUUUGAAUGGCUUGUCAUUGGAGACUGAUUUCAUUGAUCCUGAACCAUGUCCUCACCUAAGAACAGCACAAAUACUUCCUAGAGGAUAUGAGGGUGGUAUAAAGACAACAUGGCUUAAAUUAAUGGGCGCAAGAAGUGACAUAAAAGCCGAUAAGCCCGAAUUCUUGUUGUCAUUGACAAUAGGUGAACGAGAGUCAAUAUCAAUAGGCAAUGAUCCUGAGAAAAAAGACGAACAAAUUCUGCCAACAGAUCUGCCAACUCCUUAUCUUAUUAGUGAAGAGCGUCUGAUACAGCUGGGUUCUAUAAAUGAAUGUCGUGAUAUAUUUACUUUUAGUAUUAUUACCGAAACAGUUGCCAAUCUGGAUUGUCUGAAAGACAAACUCUUCAAAGCUGAUACCGACAAGUCUUUUACACUUUGGUAUCACGUAUUUGAAUCGCAAAUCCAAUCCAAGCCAUUUGUAAAUAGUCAGCAGUCGUUUUCGUUAGAAGAAAAAAUAGUUAUUCGGAUAAGAAGCUCACUGAGAGUAUUUAAAAAUUAUUUGCAAUAUAAACCUAAUUUACUGAUGUUGCUGAAGCAUCGUGAAAGUGUCUUGGGCCAGUCGGAAGUAGAUCUGAGGUCUCUGGUACCUAUUGAUAACAUUGAGGAAUUUUUAAGAAACUCUGACAACGGAUGUACCGUUUUGUAUGAGCAUUGUUUAUUAAAAAAUUUAGAAAAUAAGAAUGAAACUUUUAGUGUUGAAGAUAAACCAUUUGUUAAUAUUCAAUUGAAGUUGCAAUAUUUAGGAUCUAAAUCAACAAGCUCACAGAAUUAUUUGACUGAAGUUUAUAAAAGAGCUUCUUAUUUUACAGAUCAUACGGUACAAAAAUUAUCAGAUAUCGAGUGUCAUCGACAUCCUGCUGGUGAUUAUCACAAAUGCGCGUGUGAAAUCCAUAAUAUAAACAGCUGCACCAAUAAAACGGAUCGUUAUCCCUCAGCUGAUUUAGCUCAGAGACGACUUGAACACACAUAUAUGUGCAAUAAAAAAGAUAGUGGGAAAAAUGUCGGAGCAUAUCAUUGUUAUUGCUUACAUAUCAUGUUGAAUAGUAUUAAAUUGAGAUCUGGAAUGUCUAUUGAUAAUAUUGAGUUUCGUUUUCAUCAUCCUAAGGCCGAGAUAAUGUCCACAGUUUAUCCAAAAAUGCCAGCAAUAUCAGGCGAUGAAUUACGAUUGCAAGAUAUCGGAUGUAAAUUACACUUUAUAUCUGCCUCAGAAGAAAUACGGCAUUUAUUAUUAUCAUUUCCGCCUAAAGUUAGUGUCUGUGAUGGAGAUAAGCCGGACAAAACUUGUAUUGGCCAGUCGGUACUGGAUGUAUGCCGGUUAUUUGAUAAUCAAGUAGCUUUAGAUUGCCAAUACGAAGCGCCUCUGUUUGACAAUGGCUUAAAUGAAAUAGGAUUUAUUAAUGUCGCGAUGUACUUAGAGGAUCACGGCCCCUAUUACCAGACAAACAAGCGAUCAAGAGACGAAAAUUUGGGACCACCGAUUCUUGAUGAUAGUCUUGCGUAUAAAAUUGUCGACGAGCUGGAGAGUUGGAAGGUACGACAGCAGGAAAUAUUUAAAUUGGAGCUGAAACGCAAAGAGGAACGUCAUUUGAAUCGUUUGAGCGAGGAGUGGCAAAAGCACAGAGAAUCGCUGGAAGCUAAAUUAAAUGAGAGUGUCGAGCAAUGUAAAGCAUUGGCGAAUCAAUUAAGCUCAGUUUCUGACGAUUUACGCGCGCGUAAGCUCCAAAGCUUAGAGAAAGAGGCCCGACUAAUUAAAGCUAAUGAGGAGCUGAAGCGGGCGUAUGAUAAAAAGCUUGAGGAUUUUAAUGAUAACUCACAAAAGGCGCAACAGGAUUUAAAAUUAAAGCUCACGCAAUUAGAAGACCAGAAACAAAGUUUACUAGUACAACUUGAAUUGAUAAAGGCUGAGAAUGCUAAGCUUGAAGUUAUUAUAAAGACACAAAAUGAAGAACUCAGUGCUUGUAAAAAGAGCCCACUGAUUGAGGAUCAAACAGAAAAUUUGUUGCAGGAUAUCAAAGAUCUUGAGCGUAAGUUGAAUAGCGCACAAAAAAGCAAAUCAUUUUUUAAAGAACAAUGGGGCGAAGCUAUUAGAAAAAUUCACAAGAUGAAAAUGGAGCACCGACAAGCUAUUGAAGUACAAAUUAAAAAUAAUAAAGAGGAGUUGAAAAAUAUUAAUUUGGAAGAAAUACUUCACGCAGACUCAGCAGCUUUAAACAACGACAAAAUACUGCUGGGACAAAUCCAAAAAGAAAUUGACGUUAUAAGACCAAAACGUUCUUACACUCUACUCAGUCCUGAAAAAUCGUGUUUAUCUACAUUUAAUUCGAGACUGCAGACUAAUUUAAACCACGGCCAUUCGGGCCUUUCGACAGCGCACAAUGAACAACUGCGAAAGCUCAUCGAUGAACGAGAUGCCUUACUUAAGACUAAAAGUUAUACUAUUGACGAUGACAUUAUAGUUAAGCUCAAUACAGAAAUAAGAUCUUUUCUUGUCAAUAGCUGA
This is a messenger RNA of Cotesia congregata, 2637 nucleotides long. The record is from the annotation of a GenBank genome assembly. NCBI's taxonomy places the organism in Eukaryota, Metazoa, Arthropoda, Insecta, Hymenoptera, Braconidae.